AUGGCACACGAAAAUGCAAUGGUUCGUGCUCAAGCCCCGCAACAACAAAUCAUCGUCCAACAGCAACCGUUGAAGGCUCCAAUUCCCACCUUCGAUGGUGAUUAUGCCAACUGGCCGAAGUUCAAGGCCAUAUUCCAAGACUUGAUGGCCAACUCAGGAGACUCGAACGCGAUAAAGCUGUAUCAUCUGGACAAGGCUCUGGUUGGUGCAGCAACAGGUGCUCUGGAUGCCAAAGUAAUCAGCGAAGGUAAUUACCAGCAAGGGUGGACCAUUCUCACCGAUCGCUAUGAAAACAAAAGGAUCAUAGUCGAGACGCACGUUCGUGGUCUGUUCAACUUGCAAGGAAUGUCAUCCGGAUCCCACAAGGAGGUGCGACGUCUGCUAGAUGAGUGCACCCGCCACGUCGAGAGCCUGAAGUAUCUGGAACAGGAAUUCCUCGGUAUUUCCGAUUUGUUUCUGGUUCAUAUGCUGACGACCGCCAUGGACAACACGACCAGGAUGGCAUGGGAAGGCACACAGAAGAAGGGCGUGCUACCCAAGUAUGCGCAAACCAUUACGUUCCUGCAAUCGAGAUGUGAAAUGUUGGAGAACUGCGAAACAGCUUUCCACAAGGUUAAUGCGCAGGCCGCUUCCAAAUCGACCCCGAAGGUACAAGCAUUCCAACCGAAGCAAGCAACCCGAAGGUCCAUGCCGCCGCAACCACACCAAUCAGCAAGGAGGUUUGUGAUUUCUGCCAAGGUGCACAUCGCAACUACCAAUGCAAUGUGCUUGGGGCACACCUCCAAGGAGUGUUCAUCACCGAGGUGCUGCCAAAAGUGUCAGAAACGGCAUCAUACACAACUCCACAACGACGAGGUAAACCGAGAACCGAAAGCCAACGUGUCCGUUCCGAAAGAAGAGUCCCGCACAGUUCAACCGAACAGCACGGUAGCAAACCCGCCAUCCGGAAGAGAUAUACCGAGCACAUCCUGCUCGUGUAACUACGCCGAUUCCACGAAAACUGUGUUCCUGCUGACAGCGGUUGUCAACGUGCUGGACGAAAGCAAUCAACUGCAUUCUUGCCGAGUACUGCUAGAUAGCGGCUCUCAGAAGCAUCGUGUCAACGUUCCAAUCUGUGGCAUCAACGACGUCAGGACUGUAGCCCACGACAAGGUGAUGGUCAACAUCCGAUCUCGACUCACCGACUUCCAAGCACACGUGGAGUGUUUGGUUACGCCCAAUGUGACAGGUGUCAUCCCGCCAACAAGAAUUGACGUGUCAUCUUGGAACAUUCCCUUCGGCGUCCAACUAGCCGAUCCGGAAUUCUACAAACCGGGCAAGAUUGAUAUGCUUCUUGGUGCAGAGUUAUUCUUCAAGUUGAUGCGACCAGGUCAUAUCAAACUCGACGACAACUUCCCCGAUCUCCGUGAAACCUGCCUUGGAUGGGUUUUAGGCGGUGUAUUCACUAACACGAUCAACGCCAAUCAACCACAACAUUCGCUCAUCGUAUCGUUGGAUGACAUCGAGGAAUCCAUUCAACGAUUUUGGAGGCUCGAAGAGGUGCCAGAUUCGAGUCCUCUGACGAAGGAAGAACAGGAGUGUGAAGCCCAUUUCGUCGCCACCCACCAGCGUGAUGAAAAUGGACGAUACCAAGUGAGGCUACCGUUCAAGGAUAACGUGCACGAGCUUAGUGACUGCCGAGCGGUUGCUUUGACGCGAUUCCAGAUGCUGCAGAGGAGGCUGCAGUGGAACCCCGAUUUGAACGAGCAGUAUGUUCAGUUCAUGCGUGAGUAUGAAGAGCUGGGACACUGCCACGAAGUACGAGAAGAAGACGAUCCACCGCACCAGCAAAACUACUACCUGCCGCACCAUGCGGUACUUCGCCCAUCAAGUUCGACCACCAAGUGCAGGGUGGUAUUUGAUGCCAGCGCCAAACCAACAGUGAACCACCGUUCACUCAAUGAGGUUCUACAAGUCGGUGCAGUGGUACAGAAAGAACUCUAUGACGUCAUACUCAGGUUCUGCAAGUACCCAGUUGCAUUCACAGCCGACGUGCCGAAGAUGUAUCGACAAAUCAAGAUGCAUCCAAGGGACACACACUAUCUCCGUGUUUUUUGGUGUGAGCAGCCGUCAGAGCCACUCCGAGUCUUGGAGCUCACGACGGUUACAUAUGGAACAGCAUCGGCUCCGUUCCAAGCUACCAGGUGCUUGCAGCAGCUCGCCGAUGAUGAAUCAACCGAUUUUCCGAUCGGUGCGCAAAUCGCCAAGGAGGAUUUUUACGUCAACGAUGCACUUUCCGGUACAAAUUCACUUCCGGAGGCCCUCGAAGCAGCAAGGCAGCUGGAAGGCUUACUGAAGAGAGGAGGGUUUUCGCUGCACAAGUGGUGUUCCAACUCAAACGAAUUUUUGGACCACAUUCCAAACGAUCGACUGGAACAGCCCGUUCCAUUGGAAGAAUAUGGACCGAAUGGAGUCAUCAAAGUGCUAGGCUUGCUUUGGGAUCCAAAAGCCGAUCAUUUCCUCAUCGCAAGGCCGCCACAAUGUGAUUUGAAUCAACGAUCAACGAAGCGUAUUAUCUACUCCGAGGUGGCCAAGCUUUUUGACCCGUUAGGACUUGUGUCACCAGUGAUUGUCGUCGCCAAGCUACUAGUGCAACAGCUGUGGAAGCACAAGAUUGGCUGGGAUGAGCCCGUCAACGACUCGAUACAGGAGCGAUGGGUUGAAUUUGCAAAUACCUUGCCAGCACUCGACAAAAUCGCCAUACCAAGAAGAGUUACGUUCCACGACGCCGUGUCCUACGAAAUCCACGGUUUUGCCGACGCAUCAUCAUUGGCGUAUGGUGCAUGUGUUUAUGUUCGAAGCCUGUUCUCCAACGGUUCCGCCAAGAUGAAGUUGCUGAGUAGCAAGUCCAAGGUUGCUCCGCUACAUGACCUUUCAACGCCUCGAAAGGAAUUGUGUGCCGCAUUGCUACUAACUCGAAUCAUUCAGAGGAUUAUCCCAGCCAUGCAAAUGGAAUUCCGUGACGUGGUCCUCUGGUCGGACAGUCAAAUCGUUCUGGCGUGGAUGAAACGAUCAGCCAAUCGCCUCAAGAUUUUUAUCCGAAACCGAAUUCACGAAAUCAAUACCUCCACUGCAGGAUAUCGCUGGUGCUACAUCCGAUCUGGUGAUAAUCCAGCAGACAUCGUGUCCAGAGGUCAGCUACCAAACGAUUUGCGCAGAAACAAUCUUUGGUGGACCGGACCAAGUUUCCUCACGAAACUCGAGUACGACGAACAGGAGUUAGUCGAUAUCCCCGACCAACAGCUUCCCGAAAUGACAAGCACCGAAAUUGUCACUUCGGCUGUGGUGGAACAGUUUCCACUGUUUUCCCGCUUCAGUGACUUCAGGAAGAUCGAACGCAUCAUGGCAUUGGUACUUCGAUUCAUCGCCAACAUCCGCACCAAGAACAGGUCACAACGUAUCUUCAACCGGUACGUUACUAUUUCCGAACUCCGUCUAUCGAAUUUCACCAUUAUGAGGAUGGUUCAACAGUCAGAGCUAGCUGACGAAAUACGUCGUGUCCAAACCAACAAACCGUGCCGCAAGCUAGGAGGCUUGAAUCCAGUGUUCGUCGAUGGAUUGCUUCGAGUUGGUGGUCGGCUGCAACAUUCGAAUCUACAAGCCGAGACGAAGAAUCCGAUUAUCCUUCCGAACAGACAUCCACUGACGAAGCAGCUAAUCCGCACAAUGCACAUCGAGCAUUUGCACCUUGGGCAAAAUGGCUUGAUUGCUGCUAUGCGCCAGAGGUAUUGGUUGCUGAGCGCCCGUUCAACCAUCCGGCAAGUGACCCGCAAUUGUGUAAGAUGUUUCCGCACAAAUCCAAAUAUGUCAACGCAGCUGAUGGGCAAUCUUCCUCAACCGAGGAUAAAUCCAGCACCUCCGUUUGCAGUGACUGGUGUCGACUACGCCGGCCCAUUUUGGAUCAAGAUGGGAAAUUACCGAUCCAGGCUCAUCAAGGCUUACGUGGCAGUAUUUGUUUGCAUGGUAACAAAAGCAGUGCAUCUCGAGGUCGUGUCUGAUCUCACAUCCGACGCCUUCUUAGCUGCGCUAGCGCUACAACGGUUCAUCAGCCGAAGAGGAAUGGUGCAACAGUUGCAUUCUGACAAUGCCACCAACUUCCGAGGAGCACAACACGAGUUGCACCAGCUAUAUCAACAGUUCCAGGAUCAGCAGUUCACAGGACGUAUCCAGUCCUUCUGUCAGCCAGAUGGAUUGGUCCGAGCCAUCGAUGUGUCGUCUAACGGAGCUACCUACCGACGACCGAUCAACCGGAUCGCAGUUUUGCCGAUUGAGGACAACGAGCCACCAACCCUGAGUGAUGUUGAAUCUACGAGUCAACCGGGCGGAGUAUGUUCCGUGCGAAACAAGCUAUAG
Ochlerotatus camptorhynchus is the source of this 4392-nucleotide messenger RNA. RefSeq lists its product as uncharacterized. Gene Ontology annotation, molecular function: nucleic acid binding. The coding region runs from base 1 to 4392 and encodes 1463 amino acids. The record is from RefSeq and is a predicted model, not a curated record. Lineage: Eukaryota; Metazoa; Arthropoda; Insecta; Diptera; Culicidae. The transcript has 3 exons.